AUGCCAGGCCCCAAUUCGUCCUCCGUGGGGAAUCCACAUGAUGUGCUAGAUCUUCAAAGGCACGAGGAAACAACAAAUCUCCCAUCUUUCUAUUCCCCGCGGUCGCGGCCGCUUCGGGAAGACGAAGGCAAUGUCGUCGCACCUAGGUUAGACCGGGAUGAGAUAUCCCUCUCCUCUCUAGUUCCUCCAUCUACCUCAAAUCCAGCUUCGACGCCGACCGACGAUGCAAGCCGACCGCCGCCACCCUCACUUCUCUCACCCGCCUUUACACCCCCUGCUACCCCAGGUAAUGCGACGCCUACGCCUUUAGCCGAACGACAGCCCCCUGGUGUUCCCGUUGACUCUUCUAUCCCAUCUGGUGGUUGCGGUACUAAGCGACCAAGGCUUCUCGAGACCCUACCUGAGGUUCAAUGCAUCGUGCGCGCUCGUAUCCCGACAGUAUCUGGAACCGAAAUGUUCUUACAUCUAUACACUAAUAAUGUCGACAACAAGGAACAUCUCGCGAUAGUGUUUGGUCCACACAUCCGAAGCAGGUCUUUGGAUGCGCCGAGGGAUGGAGAGACGGAGAUGGACCGUAUGGUGAGGGGUGCAUACACCGGUCGCCUUUACCCAGGAAGGACGAAAAGUGGCAUGGCGGGCGGCUCGUCUUCUACUGAAGAUGACCUAGUAGAGGAAGUUCCGCAUCCUAGUGGACCUCCUCUUGUUCGGAUACAUUCAGAAUGCUAUACUGGCGAGACGGCGUGGUCUGCGCGUUGCGACUGCGGCGAACAACUAGACGAGGCGGCGAGACUGAUGUCGCUACCUACCGCUGUCAACGGGGGUAUCGUCAUCUAUCUACGGCAAGAAGGGCGCGGUAUUGGCCUUGGCGAGAAGUUAAAGGCGUAUAACUUACAAGACUUAGGGUCCGAUACGGUGGAGGCAAAUCUGCUAUUACGACAUCCAGCAGAUGCGCGGAGCUACGGGUUGGCAACGGCCAUGCUCCUUGAUCUGGGGCAGGAGGAGAUUCGGUUGCUAACUAACAACCCGGACAAGAUUAGAGCCGUUGAAGGACCGAAUAGGGAAGUCAGAGUAACGGAGCGCGUCGCAAUGGUGCCGCUAAGCUGGAAGGGUAAAGGUGGAUUUAGGAGUCGAGAAGUAGAGGGCUAUCUAAAAACAAAGAUUGAGAAGAUGGGGCAUAUGCUGGAUAUGGGUACCCUACCACCUUGA
Molecule: messenger RNA, 1206 nt
Organism: Daldinia childiae
Lineage: Eukaryota; Fungi; Ascomycota; Sordariomycetes; Xylariales; Hypoxylaceae
Product: putative GTP cyclohydrolase-2
Exons: 2
Coding region: 1-1206 (401 amino acids)
Biological process (GO): riboflavin biosynthetic process
Molecular function (GO): GTP cyclohydrolase II activity
Source: RefSeq, a predicted model, not a curated record